This is a messenger RNA of Hordeum vulgare subsp. vulgare (domesticated barley), 3158 nucleotides long. Its product is annotated as dynamin-2A-like. Gene Ontology annotation, molecular function: microtubule binding; GTP binding; GTPase activity. Gene Ontology annotation, cellular component: microtubule; membrane; cytoplasm. NCBI's taxonomy places the organism in Eukaryota, Viridiplantae, Streptophyta, Magnoliopsida, Poales, Poaceae. The transcript has 22 exons. The coding region runs from base 238 to 2946 and encodes 902 amino acids. The record is from RefSeq and is a predicted model, not a curated record.
ACUGACCCGAGUCGAACGCCUCCUUCGCAGCCAAGCAAGCAAACGACUACUCCGUCCCCGUCCCUCUCUUCUCCUCCUCCCCUAUCUCUCUGCCUCGCCCACGUCUCGCCUCUCCCGUAUCGGCGGACCGGAUUUCAAACCCGCGUCAGCUCGACGAGGGCCAGGUCUCCGCCGCCGCCGCUCCUCUCGAUCCAUCGGCCGCGCCUGAUCCCCCCGCCGGCGCGGUAGAGACCCACCAUGGAGGCCAUGGAGGAGCUGUCGCAGCUCUCCGAGUCGAUACGCCAGGCGGCCUCGCUCCUCGCCGACGACGACCCCUCGGACGACUCCGCGCCCAGGCGCCCCUCCACCUUCCUCAACGCCGUCGUCCUCGGCAACGUCGGUUCCGGCAAGUCGGCCGUGCUGAACAGCCUCAUCGGCCAUCCCGUGCUGCCGACGGGGGAGAAUGGGGCGACCAGGGCGCCGAUCGUGGUGGACCUGCAGAGGGAACCGGGCCUCAGCACCAAGUCUAUCGUGCUGCAGAUCGAUAGCAAGUCGCAGCAGGUGUCCGCAACUGCUCUGCGGCAUUCUCUGCAGGAUAGGCUCAGCAAGAGUGUGUCUGGGAGGGGCCGCUCAGAUGAGAUAUCUCUCAAGCUGCGAACCAGCACAGCUCCCGCCCUAAAACUGAUUGAUUUACCUGGGUUAGACCAGCGAGCCGUGGAUGAUUCAAUGAUCAAUGAUUAUGCUGGGCACAACGAUGCAAUACUGCUAGUUGUGAUACCUGCGGUACAAGCAGCUGAAGUUGCAUCAUCUCGAGCCAUUAGGCUGGCGAAGGAUAUUGAUUCAGAUGGUUCGAGAACUAUCGGUAUCUUGAGCAAGAUCGAUCAAGCAGAAGGAGACGCGAAAACUAUAGCUUGUGUUCAGGCCCUUCUCUCAAACAAGGGCCCAAAAAACCUUCCUGACAUUGAGUGGGUCGCUCUGGUAGGACAAUCUGUAACGAUUGCAUCGGCACAAUCUGGAUCAGUUGGUUCUGAAAACUCGCUGGAAACAGCAUGGCAAGCUGAAGCUGAGACCCUGAAAUCCAUUUUAACUGGAGCUCCCCAGAGUAAGCUAGGUAGAGUUUCGUUGGUUAGCGCCAUUGCUAAGCAGAUACGUAAAAGGAUGAAAGUGCGUCUUCCUAACCUAUUGACUGGCCUUCAGGGUAAAUCCCAGAUGGUGCAGGCUGAGCUGGCAAGGCUCGGAGAAUCUAUGGUACAAAGUCCUGAAGGAACCCGAGCAGUUGCAUUGGAGCUGUGCCGGGAAUUUGAAGACAAGUUCCUUGCUCAUAUUACAUCUGGCGAGGGGUCUGGCUGGAAAAUUGUUGCAAGUUUUGAAGGCAAGUUUCCAGACAGAAUUAAACAGCUACCAUUGGACAGACAUUUUGAUCUCAACAAUGUCAAAAGGAUUGUCCUGGAAGCCGAUGGUUAUCAACCAUAUUUGAUAUCUCCAGAGAAAGGGUUGAGGUCAUUAAUAAAAAUAGUACUAGACAUGGCAAAGGAGCCAUCGCGACUAUGUGUUGAUGAGGUACACCGUGUAUUGUUGGACAUAGUCAAUGCUUCAGCUAAUGCCACACCUGGGCUUGGAAGAUAUCCUCCAUUCAAGCGUGAGGUCAUUGCAAUAGCAUCGAAUGCAUUGGAUAACUUUAAAAGUGACGCCAAAAAGAUGGUAGUUGCUCUUGUUGACAUGGAGCGUGCCUUUGUUCCUGCUCAGCAUUUCAUCCGUCUAGUACAAAGAAGAAUGGAGAGGCAGCGCCGUGAGGACGAGAUGAGAAACCGACCUUCCAAGAAAGGGCAAGAGUCUGAACAAUCCGUGACAAACAGGGCCUCCAGUCCCCAAACAAAAUCUGAGCAAGCUGGUAGCUCAAAACCAACGAAAGAAAAACCAAGUCCAGACAAAGACACAAAAGAGGGACCAAAUUUGCAGGUUGCUGGUCCUGCUGGUGAAAUUACUGCAGGUUACCUUCUGAAGAAAAGUGCAAAAACUAAUGGGUGGAGCAGAAGGUGGUUCGUCCUAAAUGAGAAGAGUGGAAAGCUUGGAUACACAAAGAAGCAAGAGGAAAGACAUUUUCGUGGUGUCAUCACUCUUGAGGAAUGCAACCUCGAGGAAGUAGAUGAGGAAGAACCUUCUAAAAGCUUAAAGGAUUCAAAAAAGGCUAAUGGACCUGAAAAAGGCCCAAGUCUUGUGUUCAAGAUAACUAACAGGGUCGCCUAUAAGACUGUCCUUAAAGCUCAUAGCGCUGUUGUAUUGAAGGCUGAGAGCACUGCUGACAAGGUUGAAUGGGUAAAUAAGAUAAAAGCUGUAAUUCAAAGUAAAGGUGGUUCUUUCAAGGCUGCAAAUUCUGAGGGUGGUCUGCUGAAGCAAAACCAGCCAGAUAGCUCCACAGAUGCAAUGAUACGGAGACCAGCUGAUCCUGAAGAAGAACUUAGAUGGAUGUCUCAAGAAGUUCGUGGUUAUGUUGAGGCUGUUCUAAAUAGUCUAGCAGCAAAUGUCCCGAAGGCUAUUGUGCUCUGCCAAGUGGAGAAAGCAAAGGAGGAUAUGUUGAACCAGCUAUACAGCUCGAUAAGCGGGCAAAGCAAUGCAAAAAUCGAAGAGCUUCUCCAAGAAGAUCACAAUGCUAAACGUAGAAGGGAAAAGUACCAGAAGCAAUCAUCUCUGUUGUCAAAGCUCACACGCCAACUUAGUAUCCAUGACAAUCGAGCUGCUGCUUCCUCUUAUUCAAAUGACAGUCCGGAAGCUGAGAGCCCUCGGACACCCGGCCGCCCAGGUGAGGACUGGAGGUCAGCCUUCGAUUCUGCAGCAAAUGGCCCAGCCCCGAACAUCGAAUCAAGGUCGAGAAGUGCCGAUAGUCGCGGGCGCUCUGAAAAUGGGGAUCCCAACUCCAGCAGCCGACGCACGCCAAAUCGGUUGCCGCCAGCGCCACCGAGAUACUAGUCGUGCUGAUUAGUAUCCAUGAUUUAUUAUUAUGUAUUCUUGCUAGGCACACGCUCUGUUUCUGAUAAUUGGGUGGUGAGAUUGGUGGAGCGGAUUUGAGAUUGGAUGAAUAGAGCGAGCGCCUUGGUCGAGAGGUUUCAUCGACGGUGUGUAUGCAUGCGCAGGCGACCAGAGUUGUUUAUAGAAAUAUAUAGUUGAAUCAAUUCUCUCUA